AUGGAAAGCAAACAGCGUGCAUGGGAAUCACUGCGGAAUGAUGCCCGUAAUAUAGACAGUCUCAUUGAGCAUCAACUCACCGCAUUGGAGAAUACUGCACGUAUAGGUGACAGUUCCAACGGGUUUGGCUUUGGUAGUAGUAGUAGUAGUAGUAGCAGUGGCGGCAACACCAUUCACAACACUCUCCAGACGAAUGUGAGUAGCAGCAGUGGCCACAGUGCCGGGGACGGCCUGGCGAAGUUGGAGCAGACCCAACAGGACUUUGACCGCCAGCGCGCGGAGCUCGAGGCGGCGCUGCUGCGGUUUGAGUCCAUCGUAGACGCGAUGGCGGAAGUGGCCCGCGGCCUCCCGCCGGCGUCGGCGGCCCACACGCACACCGACCGGUUCCAGCGCCUCGUGGCGGAGAAGCGGCGGGCGGUGCAGCGGGUGGUGGCGGACUUCCGGCGGCGGCGCGAGUGGGCGGAGUUGAUGCCGGCGGUCGCGGGGACUCUCGCGGGGGCGGGCGGCGGCGGGGCGGGCGGCAGUCACGACGGGGUGCGGCUGCUGGUGGAGGAGCAGUCGGCGCUGCGGCACACCCAGCGGCGGGUCCAGCAGAUCCUCCAGCAGGCGGAGGAGUCGCGCGAGGGACUGCGCGGGCAGCGGGAGCGGUUCAUGCGGAUGGAGGACCGCGUGCUGCAGAUUGCCGAGCGGGUGCCGGUGAUCAAAAGUGUGUUGGGCCGCAUUGACAGCAGACGUCGACGCGAGGCGGUGGUGCUGGGCGCCAUUGUUGGAAUUUGUCUCUUUAUCACCGUCUUCUUUAUAUGA
Trypanosoma theileri is the source of this 804-nucleotide messenger RNA. Its product is annotated as golgi SNARE protein-like. The record is from RefSeq and is a predicted model, not a curated record. Gene Ontology annotation, cellular component: SNARE complex; cis-Golgi network; Golgi medial cisterna. Gene Ontology annotation, molecular function: SNAP receptor activity. NCBI's taxonomy places the organism in Eukaryota, Euglenozoa, Kinetoplastea, Trypanosomatida, Trypanosomatidae. The transcript has a single exon. Gene Ontology annotation, biological process: endoplasmic reticulum to Golgi vesicle-mediated transport; vesicle fusion. The coding region runs from base 1 to 804 and encodes 267 amino acids.